This is a messenger RNA of Penicillium manginii, 3225 nucleotides long. RefSeq names its product putative PHD finger domain protein. The coding region runs from base 1 to 3225 and encodes 1074 amino acids. The record is from RefSeq and is a predicted model, not a curated record. NCBI's taxonomy places the organism in Eukaryota, Fungi, Ascomycota, Eurotiomycetes, Eurotiales, Aspergillaceae. The transcript is spliced from 3 exons. Gene Ontology annotation, biological process: regulation of transcription by RNA polymerase II.
AUGGCCCCGAUGUCUAGGCACUCCAUCUCAAGUCGACCAUCGAGGGCUCAACCUAAGUCUGCCUUGAAAAGUUCACGCAGCAUAGCCGAUUCCCCGGAAGGUCCUCCUUUCAAGAAGCGCAAGUACGUCCCCGGUGGACCUGGAGGAGGCGGAAGAUUUAUCGACGUCGAAGCCUCGCAACGAGAAACGACACCUAAAAAGAAGUCCAGCAUCCCCAGACGCCCCUCUACCACGACCGCCGCAAUUCCUCCCCCUACUACCAGCGCGCGAAAACGCGAAGUCGACCUCCUCCCUCCCAUUCAUGCCCCCCCCGCCACCUCCCCCUCCGCCGCAUUGGCUUUACAACAAGGAGACGGAUACAAGCCGCGCGAGGAGCGGGGGUGGGAGGAGUUCCAUCCGGACUUGGAUAUCGAUGGCAGACUAGCUGUUUUUACGGCCGAGGAGGUCGAUAAUACACUUGAUACCACAGCCAGUAUUCUUGCCUCGGAGUCUGUCAACGGUAUCAAUGGCCAGGAUGCUCCAGGAACCCCCGCUUCGCAGGUGAAUGACUCGGCAUCUCCAGCUACUUUCAAACGUAGGCCGGGCCGCCCACCGCGUCGCCCCGAAGCCAUCCUCAAUGCUUUAUUCUCCAACCAAGGACCCAAGAUAAUACCACCCCCAGGACCGAACCCUCGAGAGAGAUUGACCCUACCGAAGCCGUCGUUCCGACUCCGCGAUCCCUUUACAUUCUAUGAGCAGAAAGGCAUUGGACAACAGAACUAUGUUGACCGUACGAUGGCCAAUGUCGGAUACCAGGAAAGUGAUUUGUUUCUUCGCCAUGACCGACGCUUCAUUCGGAUGACCGAAGGUGCGCAGGAAGAUGACAUGGAUGUAAUCCAACCUACAGUGACAGAAGGCGAUGUCAACGCCACGACUGGCCGCGUCGAGUAUGACAUGGACGAACAGGACGAGAAAUGGCUCGAAGACAUUAACUCGAAGCGUCGUGACGACCAACUGGAACCGAUCAAGCCUGCCAUAUUCGAAAUCACCAUGACAAAGAUUGAGAAAGAGUGGCAUGCGCUCGAAAAGCGCAUUCCUAAGCCUAACCCGAAGCCUCCACAGACACAUCGCCCACGCUCUAGCUCUGCAGCUGCAGUGAAUGGUGAAACGGCCGGCCCUGGAGAGGACCAGGACAGCAAGUGCGCUAUUUGUGAUGAUGGCGACUGCGAGAACUCUAACGCGAUUGUUUUCUGCGAUGGCUGCGAUCUGGCAGUCCAUCAAGAAUGCUACGGCGUUCCUUUCAUUCCAGAAGGCCAGUGGUUGUGCCGCAAGUGUCAGUUACUAGGAAGAGGAUCCACCAACUGUAUCUUCUGUCCCAAUACCGAGGGUGCCUUCAAACAAACCACUUCGUCCAAAUGGGCCCAUUUGCUCUGUUCAAUCUGGAUUCCCGAAGUCUCGAUCGGAAACCCGUCUCUGAUGGAGCCUGUGACUGAUGUGGAAAAGGUACCAAAAAGUCGCUGGAAACUUAACUGUUACAUCUGCAAGCAGAGAAUGGGCGCUUCAAUCCAGUGCAGCAACAAGAACUGUUUCGUUGCGUUCCACGUUUCAUGUGCACGCCGGGCGCAGCUGUACUUGAAAAUGAAGAUCGGCCACGGACUUAUGGACUCACACUUGCUAAAGGCAUUCUGCGACAAGCAUGUGCCCCCAGACUGGAGACUUGAGCACGGCACCGACAUCGCCACCGCCGAUGCCAUUGAAUACUACCGCACCACGAUGCAGGGCAGACGGUGGGGAGACAGUCAGGCUGCGGCGCUGUCACUUGGAUCAGCUUUCGCUCCGGACGAAGGCGAGCGAGCCAACACCCCUCGAAUCACUCUCACACUUGGAGGAAACAAGCGAAAACGACCUCCCCCGAGAACGAUUUGGAAACUUCCUUCCGGUGCGCCUGUAGUCCCUCAACUGGUUCUAAACUCCGUGGUGGCUACUCUUGCGCGGUUCACAGUUCGCGGGAGAAAGCAAUAUGCCGAGGAGGCGUGCAAAUACUGGACCCUCAAACGCGAGGCGAGACGAGGCGCCGCGUUAUUGAAGAGACUUCAGUUACAGCUUGAAACCUUUUCUUCUAUGGAGAUGACUCGGCGGGACUAUGUCGCUAUGGGCGUCACUGGUCACAAACGCCUCACGCGUCGCAAGGAAUUUGGCGAAUGGCUCUACAAGGACCUCGAUCGAUUGAGAAUGCUGUGUGACGAGGUGAAGAAACGCGAAAGGGAGAAACUCAAGGAUGCCGAGAUGCUACGCAAUAUUGUCGACCUUGUCUAUUUCCCUAUUUUCCCAUUACUCAGACCUAUCUUGGAGAAAGCGCAAGUAUUGGAUGGCAAAGGAACAUUCGCAGCUGGCCUGAUGUCCAUCCGCCAGCGACUUAAUGAGCGGUUCUAUCCAUCUGUCGCAUCUUUCUCGGCAGACCUGGCCAGCCUUUUCACAUCGGAGAUUGGCGUGGGUCCAGCUGGUGAUACCGCCGAACUGCAGGCCCAGAUCAGUGGUCGGGCCCCGGAACUCAGUAUCGAGCAACGCGAGAAGAGGAAGCUAGCCAAGCGAAUCAUCAAGGCUAUCCAGCCGGCCCUGGAAGACGCAAUUCGAAACGAGAGCGAACUGAACCGCAAACCAUUCGAAAAAGAGCUUAAGGAGCUCGAUGUCAUCCUCGACCACAGCGUGUUAUCUGCCGAGCCGGAAGGCGACACUGAAUUUGAUAUCGGACCGCAUGACACGAAACCCGAAGCAAUGGAGGGUGUUGAGCCCACCGCCGAGGGCACACUCGCGGGCGAGGCAACCCUUGAAACCCAGGCAACUGAGUUGAAUGGGGCACCCAAUGAGGCAGAAGCAGUGGCCCCUGACGAGGCUGUUGCCGAAUCCGGAUCAACUGAGGAGAUUAAGCCACAUCAAGGCCCAAUCUAUCGUCGGCACCCAACACCAGUACUGACGGAGGCUGAUCAGCGACUUCCUUUGGCUCAGGGUGGUAUCCAAUGGUACAUGCAGCCCUUUGAUCCUAUCGGAACCACUAUUCACGAGGAACGAUGGACGGGUCGGGAUGUCAUGCGGGGCAUGAGCGAGGAACUGAGCGAACUGGACGAGGAUGAAUUGAAAGAUCUGGUGGAAGAUGAACUGGGCCAGGAUUCAACGAAAGCACCGGCUGGUGCUGGUGGUGCAGCAGGGAAUUCUCAGCAGGUCCGUCGUACUCGUCGGCGCAGGUGA